AACAUAGAGGGACUCUUCUCUUCUCCAUUACCAGAGAAGAAAUCAUCAAAACCAAACACCCUCUUCUUCUUCACUAAUCAAUCCUCUCUCACUCUUUUUUUGGAAUCAAUUCAGAAUGGAAAAUCUCACAGAAGUAGAAGAAGGAUGCCUCAAAGAAGCUUUUACUUUUGAUGUCAAUCUCCAAAGAGGGCCAAGAUAUAAAGCUUAUUCUGAGAUGCGAGAAAGAAAGAUAAGGAAAAGGAUGAUUGAUCAAACACAAGAUAAUGGUGAUAUUGAAUUUGGAUCUUCAAAGAAGCAGCUAUUGUUAUCUCCACCAUUACCAACACCACAGCAGCAACAAAGAAGGAUGAUGAAAGAAAUUAAUAAAAAUUCAUCACCGGUGGUUAAUCGAAGAUCAUCUUUGGUGGGUCAAUCAGUGCCAAAUUUCUCUGCUAUUUUAAGGAAGGAGAAUCGAAAACCAAUAUUUGAGAUGAGAACACCACCGCCGUCAUCGAAAUCAAAAGACUACUCGAAAUUGGGACUUAGUGGAGGAGGAAGUAAAUCAGCAAGUGGUGCAGAUAAACGAGGUGGUGGUGUUAUGAUGGCCAGGAAGAGUUAUGCAAAUAUCGAGGAUUUAAAAACGGUAUCAUCGCCGCCCAUUAAAAGAGAAGGUGGUGGUGCAAAAGUUGUUUCAGGUGGCGGAGUUCAUAACAACAAUCGAACAAUUCUGGGUACUUCCAGACUCUACCUACCCUGAAUUUGGUGAAAAUCUCUACUUUCUUUCACCCUUUUUGGUUUGAUUGUGUGCGGAUUUGUAUGCAGCAACUCUGGAAUUACUUUGUGUUAAAUUUCUUAAUUAAAUACAGUAA
Papaver somniferum (opium poppy) is the source of this 848-nucleotide messenger RNA. RefSeq lists its product as uncharacterized. The transcript has a single exon. The record is from RefSeq and is a predicted model, not a curated record. The coding region runs from base 116 to 736 and encodes 206 amino acids. NCBI's taxonomy places the organism in Eukaryota, Viridiplantae, Streptophyta, Magnoliopsida, Ranunculales, Papaveraceae.